UGUUUAAAGAUAAUGCAAGCAUGUUUAACACAUAUAGUUAAUAUUGUUAACAAGUUAAAGGUGUUUAAAGAUAAUACAAGCAUGUUUAACACAUAUAGAUUCCUUUCUUUCAUGAAGACAAGAAUAUAAGUUGGUGUAUUACCUGAUUCUGAUGACUUGCAUUGAUUGGAAUCAGACAGUGGUGCUAAAAACGUCCGCAUUUUCGAAUGGAGGAGAAAAAAAAGUCCUCCUUUCUGUCCAAUACCACAUGAAAGUGGUUGGUUUUUGGCAUCUUAUUUGUCCAGCUUCCGUACUCCUUUGUAUACACUUUACAAGAAAUACAUUGUCGGCAAACUCCGUAGCUUGCCAGCUUUCUGAGACUCUUAUUUUGUUAGCGCAACUGUGCAACUGUGCAGUCGGUCUUUGGAGUUUUGACGACAGGUACGGCGCCAGAGUCUGUUGAAAUAAAGUGUUUCUCGCCUUCCAGUCGGUAAUUUUAAUGAGCUGGCGUCAUCUCAGAAGACCCUCGGGUGCCGUGAAUGUCAAUCAAGUGACGAAAGUGACGUCAUAGUGAAGAUUUAUGAUCGCUCAUUUUUAGGACUAUUUUUUUUAAUGCCUGGCUGGUGAUCGACUGACACACCCUCCGAGAUCGACCGGUAGCUCGCGAUCGACGUAAUGAGCACCCCUGCUUUACAGUAUGUACGUAGUGAGAUAGCUCACCUGGACUUGGUCAUUUAAGAAGUAGCUUGCCUGCUGUAGUGCGUGUCCAUGUUGGGGGUGUGAUUAGCCAGAAGCUGAUCCCUGAGGAGCAGAUGGUGAAGGAUGGCUUACCUCGGCUCCUUCAGCCACCACACAGUUUGCAGUGAGGAAGACCAUGCUGAGGGAUGAAUAGUUUCCAAUGUGUCGCCUCAUCUAAAACCUGGAGUCAUGUUCUUGCAAGAUGUGAAGGUGGUCUUCCUGGGCUUGCUGCUGGCCGCUCACCUUCUGCUCGGAUCCUCGCUCUCGCCCGCGUCCUCCUAUGAGUUCACAGGUCACAGGAUGCAGCAGUACAACCUGCUGAAGCACAGGCAUGGUUGCCGUGGCGCCUUGGUGGUCGCCGAGGCCCGCUCCGCCGACGAGCCGGUGCUGACCCGGCGCUGUGUGAUCAUGAGGGUGUCAGACUUCACCACAGAAACAUACCAGCAGGCACAGAGACAACACGCUGCUGCCAUCCUCAUCCUGCUGCCUCACAACAUCUCCAGUCUACCCCAGGAAGUCAUCCAGUCCUUCAUGGUCAGUGAGCGUGAAGCCCUGAUGGAGGAGACCCUCAUGCCGGUGUACGUGGCCCCUGAGGACGAGCAGCUCCUCUGCAUGUAUGAGGAGGUCAAGAAGACUGCAUCCACACGGACCUCCUCUAUAUUCAUCCGAGUCUUCCGAAGUAUGGUGACAGCCACGGCCUUUCAGAUCUUGGUGAGCAACAACGGUCCCAUCAAGGCCAUCACUGACAGCACUCUGGUCACACUGGAAGGAGUGCUUCCUGGAGCAGGCGAGGACAUACCCACCAUUGUGAUCACUGCCCACUAUGAUUCCUACGGACUAGCACCGUGGUUGUCCUUUGGCGCCGACUCUAACGGCAGUGGUGUGGUCGUCUUGCUAGAACUGGCCCGUCUCUUCCAGAAGCUCUACAGCAGUCCGAGUACCAGACCACGGUACCAUCUGAUGUUCUCCCUCUCCGGAGGAGGCAAGUACAACUUUAUAGGCACCAAGAGAUGGAUUGAAGAGAACCUGGACCAUGCCGAGUCCAGUCUGCUUCACGACAACGUGGCCUUCGUCUUGUGUUUGGACACGCUGGCCAAUGGGGACGAGCUACAGGUGCACGUGUCACGUCCACCCAGAGAUGACACGCCCAUGAAGGACUUCAUUCACAGCUUGGAAGAGGUGGUGUCCUCCAGAUUCCCCGAGGUGAAGACGGGCUUGGUCCACAAGAAGAUCAACCUGGUGGAGUCCACAGUGGCCUGGGAGCACGAACGCUUCAGCCUGCGCAGGAUCCCCGCCUUCACCCUGUCUCACCUGGACGACCCCAGGUGUGAGCGACGGGGCUCCUUGCUGGACACGGUCUCGUUGGUGGACUUGAGGAAACUUCGGCGGAAUGGAAUCAUCAUAGCGGAGGCCCUGGCACGAUAUAUGUACCACCUGUCAGACCAGGGUUCACCAGAAGAGGUGCAGAUCUUCAGAGGCCAGCUGGACUUCCAUGAGGGUCGAAUAUCCAGUCUCAUGUCCCUCCUCACCUCCGUCCCUCGGGCCACUCAGCUGAUGGACAGAGAGUCCAGUCAGGUCCUGCUGGUCAACUCCCUGGACCAGGAGUUCAGACGUUACCUGCAGCAAGUCCACAGGCACACCUUCAGACAGGACAAAAGGGACCCUGACAUUACCUUCUUUGAUCAGAUGAGGCAGCCAAUAGUGAUGUACAGGGUAAAACCUGCUGCAUUUGAUCUCUUCCUGGGUGGAUGCAUCACGGCUUAUUUAGCCAUUGUUUACUAUGCAAUACAGAACUUUGACCAGGUCUACAGAAAACUGAAGGCAGCAGUGAAACCCGUGAGCAGCACCAAAUAAGAAGCCAGACGAACUUGUUUGUGUUGUUUAAAACAUUUGUUUAUUGAAAUGUAUUUGACAAAAAAGUGAACAGAAAUAAAGUACAAAGCAAAUCUAA
This is a messenger RNA of Nerophis lumbriciformis (worm pipefish), 2668 nucleotides long. Its product is annotated as BOS complex subunit ncln. Gene Ontology annotation, cellular component: membrane. Gene Ontology annotation, biological process: regulation of signal transduction. The record is from RefSeq and is a predicted model, not a curated record. NCBI's taxonomy places the organism in Eukaryota, Metazoa, Chordata, Actinopteri, Syngnathiformes, Syngnathidae.